Molecule: messenger RNA, 195 nt
Organism: Fonsecaea multimorphosa CBS 102226
Lineage: Eukaryota; Fungi; Ascomycota; Eurotiomycetes; Chaetothyriales; Herpotrichiellaceae
Exons: 2
Coding region: 1-195 (64 amino acids)
Biological process (GO): mitochondrial respiratory chain complex I assembly
Cellular component (GO): mitochondrion
Source: RefSeq, a predicted model, not a curated record
AUGCCCACCCUCUCCGGCCGCGCCAGACCGAUCGAAAAGUUCGCCGCCGCGGCCGCCAAAUGUUCCGUCGAGGCCUCGGCGUACGGCAAGUGCAUCCUGGCCGACUACCAGUCGACGUACCACGACAUGUGCGCCCGGGAGUUUCUGAGGUUGAAGGACUGUUACUUGAAAAGCAUUGCGCGUAAUCAAGGAUGA